UUUCUAUUAAAAUGAAAAUCACUAUCAUCUCAUCAGACAACAAAAAUCAUGAAUACUAAGAAAAGGGAAACUUAAACAAUUUAAUUGAGGAAUUUGAGAGAGAGAAAGAAGCAAAAUUUUAAGAUUUUUAAUUUUAUUAUGAAAAUUAAGAAAUAAAAAAUGCUAUUAAAACCUUAAAACUUUAAUAAAUAUGCAAUGGUAAAGGAGGGACAAUAAAAAUAACAGUAAACAUUUAUGACUAUAAAAGAAAAAAGCAGUUGAAUAGAAAUAGCAAGAACUGGAGGCCACUAAUUAGAGUAUCUGGGAAACUAAAAUUGUCUCUAAUGAAAAAAUUUAAGAUCAAUAAUAAUCAGCACCCUUCUUUCCAAGGAACACAGAAUUCAAAAAACCAGAAAAUAUUAGGUAAAAAAUUACUUCAAAUAUUAUUCCAAGUACUGUUUUUAAACCAAUUCAAAACAAUACUCAAGUCAUCAAUAAUGGUGUUAAUCCUGUUCCUAAUAAUAGAGUUACCAAUUUUGGUCCUCAGCUAACCCGUUUUACCUGUUUACCUGCUCAAACCUCAAUCCCAAACUCAAACUCAGUUAUAAAUGCAAAUACAAACCCAGUUAUAAAUGCGCCACCACUUCUUCCAAUCUCAAACCCAAACCCAGUUACAAAUGCAAACCCAAACCAAUUUAUAAAUUCAACCCCACCUAUUCUAACCCCAAACCAAAACCAAAACCCAAAGGCAACCCUACCUUUUCUAAUCCCAAACCCAAACCGAGUUACAAUUGCCAACACAAACCCAAACCCAAACCCAACCCCACCUUUUCUAAACCAAAACCCAACACCUGUUAUUAUCCCAAACCCAACCCCUGUUAUAAAUCCAACCACAAACCCAACACCUGUUCUAAUCCCAAACCCAACAACUGUUAUAAACCCAACCCCUGUUAUAAUCCCAAACCCAACACCUGUUAUAAUCCAAACCCCAAACCCUGUUAUAAACCCAACCCCAAACUCAACAUCUGUUAUAAACCCAACCCCAAACCCAACACCUGUUCUAAUCCAAAACCCAACCCCGCCUGUUAUAAACUCAACCCCAAACCCACCAUCUGUUAUAAUCCCACACCUCAGAAAAGAACUAGUAUUAAAAAGUGUAAUUGAAGAGGAGUAUUAAUUUAUCUAAUUUUAAAUUAGAAUAAAAAUUAUUAAUGAUUUUAAAAUAAAGAUCACAGAUAAAGGAAAUCGAGUUGAAGUUGAAAAUGAGAAAAAAGAUUUUAUGAUGGUUUUCUUAGAGUAAUAUGCAAAUGAAGUAUUUUCAAAUUUUAUUUAAUAGAAUAUUUAAACAGAAAUUAGACAACAACUUAGCCAAAAUCGUAAAGACUAUCUCAGUGACCCAAAAUAUGUUGUAAAAUGUUAAGUUAGUGAAAAAAAUGACUCAACUAAAGUUCUUUUUAAAUAAAAAUUUGAUGGUUUUGCUAUAUAAUGGGCUACUGGCUUGGUAACAAUAUGUGAUUUUGAAUUAAAAAUGUGAAAUCAAUAAGGAA
Molecule: messenger RNA, 1526 nt
Organism: Paramecium sonneborni
Lineage: Eukaryota; Ciliophora; Oligohymenophorea; Peniculida; Parameciidae
Source: the annotation of a GenBank genome assembly